This is a messenger RNA of Linum tenue, 1230 nucleotides long. The record is from the annotation of a GenBank genome assembly. NCBI's taxonomy places the organism in Eukaryota, Viridiplantae, Streptophyta, Magnoliopsida, Malpighiales, Linaceae.
AUGGGUAAACCGAUCAUCGAAAACAGGGUACUUUACUACCCUGUAAAGCCUCUCGCUUUCUUCUCCGUAAUCUUCAUCCUCACCGUCUACCUCGUCCGCACAAGCAUGAUCACCACCACCGCCGUCCCUCUCCCUUCCUCCCCUUCCUCCGAGCCCCACCACCGCCGCCGCAGAAUCAUCAAGUCGUCGUCGUCGUCGUCCGACGAAGAUUCCGGUCAAUACCCAGAAACCUACCUAGUCCCUCCGACGAACCUCACAACACAAGAUAGAAUCAACUGGUUCAGAUCCAACCUCCCUGCAUUCCAGAUCCUGAAAUCGGACAACCUGACGAGCAGAUUCCACAAUCGAGCCCGCCGGUUCCUGCUCCGAAACCGAUGCGAGCUCCGAUUCUUCAUGACGUGGAUCUCCCCUGCCACUUCGUUCGGAAACAGAGAGUUUCUAGCAAUGGAGUCCCUGUUCAAGUCGAAUCCCGACGGGUGCCUCGUCCUCGUCUCGCGAUCGCUGGAUUCGCGAAGCGGCCGCGGAAUCCUGAAGCCGCUCCUCGAUCGCGGCUUCAGGGCUGCGGCAUUCGCCCCCGAUUUAUCCAACCUGCUCCGCGGCACGCCCGCGGAGCGGUGGUUCGAGGACAUGAAAACAGGGGAGAAGGAUCCAGGGGAGAUUCCCCUGCCUCAGAACCUCUCGAACCUCGUCAGGCUCGCCGUGCUGUACAAGUACGGCGGGGUCUACCUCGACACGGACUUCAUCGUGAUGAAGAGCUUCCGUGGGCUGCGAAACUCGAUCGGCGCGCAGAGCGCCGAUUCGACCGAGAAGUGGACCCGGUUAAACAAUGCCGUCCUGGUUUUCGACAAGAGCCACCCUCUGCUUCUAGAUUUCAUGGCGGAGUUCGCCGCGACUUUCGAUGGGAGCAGGUGGGGACAUAACGGUCCGUAUCUCGUGUCGAGGGUUGUCGACAGGGUUGGAAAUGGAAGCUCAGGGAGGAGGAAUUUUACGAUUAUGCCGCCGAUGGCGUUUUAUCCGGCGUACUGGAGUAAGAUCGGCGGGUACUUUAGGAAGCCGGCGACGAAGUCGGAUUCGAGGUGGGUUUCGGCCAAGCUAAUUCAGUUGAGUGGGAAGACAUUUGCGGUUCAUCUGUGGAAUAAGGAGAGCAGGAAUUUCAGGAUUGAAGAAGGGAGCAUCCUGUGGAGCUUGAUCUCCCGCCAUUGUAUCAUUUGCCAAGGGAUUUACCGAUAG